Molecule: messenger RNA, 15210 nt
Organism: Hemicordylus capensis (graceful crag lizard)
Lineage: Eukaryota; Metazoa; Chordata; Lepidosauria; Squamata; Cordylidae
Gene: MAP4
Product: microtubule associated protein 4
Exons: 24
Coding region: 314-7960 (2548 amino acids)
Biological process (GO): neuron projection development; microtubule cytoskeleton organization
Cellular component (GO): neuron projection
Molecular function (GO): microtubule binding
Source: RefSeq, a predicted model, not a curated record
CCAGUAACGCAGCCAGGAUAAGCGUCCACAGAACCGCUGCUUGAGGGGAUGGGUGUGGUGAGCUGCGUGGAUACAGCAGCAGAGGCACUGCCGCUUGUACGGUAACUCUGCCCAGUCAUCGGCACAGGAGAUCUGAACGGCAAGCUAUUUAUAUAAAUCGGGCCUAGCUUCAAGCUGGGUGCACCGAUUUAGAAGGCACAGUUGUCAUAUUUUAAGUAUUAAAGGAGUGUGGUAUGAGCGGGACGCUGCCUCGGAUAAGCGGUUUGCGAGAUCCAGGACAUACUAAGCGAUUAUCUGCUUAAGGUGCUGAGCCAUGGCUGACUGGGACCACAACCUCAGCCUCGCAGAUGCCCUGACGGAGCCAGCACCGCAGAUUGAGGAGGAAGUGAAGCGGGAUUUCAUCGCCACCCUGGAAGCGGAGAAAUUCGAUGAUGUGGUGGGAGAAACCGUGGGCAAGACGGAUUACGUUCCCCUUCUAGACGAUGACGACCCAAAGGCUGGGAACCAGGAAGCGAAAACCAAACCCCACGCUGAGGGCGUCCCGGUGGAGCGUGCCCCAGUGACCGGACCAGCGGCUGUGGUUGAGAAUGGCGACCAUGGAAUAGAAGGCAGCAGGAAGGUGUCCCCAGGAAAGAUCAUGGAUGAGCAAAUGUCCUACAAAGAGUUCCUGGACCGCAAUGACUCGUGGACCAUGGAUGACAGGAACCCUUGCUUUGACUCGCAAUCAGCGUUUAAGCCCAUGGAUGUGUCAGAGCCUUUUAAGAUGCACCGUGAAGACGUCCUGUCCGACCUGCUGCUGCUGCCUCCAGAAGUGACGACUGGGCCGCCUUUGGGAGAGUAUUUGGAAGCUUCGAGAGAAGUCCAGGCGCCUUACGGAGCUGCUGCGAGGGUCCCUGAGCAGUCCCCUCUAGGACCCCCCCAUCCUUCUGCAAACAUUUUUGACCCACUGGCCUUCUUUGCUGUGGAUUCAGGUGCAGAGUCUCAGCUGAACCAGACGGUGGCAGGAGAGAGGGGGCCUCCCGAGGACUUCUGGCUGAAAGCUCAGCACUUAGUGGAGGGACAAGGCCCGCUUUUCUUUGAGCUGCCAGGCCAGGAUGGAAGUGCGUCCAGCAAGAUCCCUGACGUGACAGAGAUGCAUUUGCCUGGAAGCUUUGUAACCGGCCUGAUGGACCUCACAGGAGAGCUUCAGCCAUCGGAGGCAAAGUCAGCAGCAGCCGCCGUUCCUGCCCUUGCAAUGGAAGAGCUGAUGGGUUUUGAGCCUUCGCUGGACCACAAGUCUCAUCCGCCUAAAGAAGUUGUAGCAGCCUCUCCAGAAGCGGCUGCGACAAAAGACCAGCCGGCACAGGCCACGGAACCCGCGUCCCCCGGAGCUGGCCCUUCUCCGGGGUCUGAGGAGCAGGAGGGAAGCAGGCCCCCGCCCGGCCAGCGCAAGGAGGAGGAAGGCAGCACCCAGCCACGCAGCGCAGCAGCAGGUCAGAAGGUGGUGGAGAGCCCGGCUUCUCCCAGUCGGGAUGCCGAGGAGGCGGCAGCCACAUCUCCCAGCCAGCCAGCCGCAGGGAGCAAGCAGGCCCCCACCUUGCACACGGAGAAGGAGGAGGAGAGUCGAGCCCUCGGCCAGGAAGUAGGGCCGCCCGAGGCUUCUCCCGCCCAGCGCCCCGAGAAGGGGGAGGAGAGCCAACCCUCCGCCAGCCAGGAGGUGGCCGCGCCGCCUCCCCCCGUCCCAAAAGCAGAAGCAGGGAAGGCUUCCCCGCUGCAGCCUGCAGAGAAGGCAGAAGCAAGCAAGGCCCCUCCUGGGCUGCCCCCGGCAAGUGGGGGAGAGACACAGCCCCCCUCCUCCCCUGGCCCACCUGUGGAGCAGCUGCCUGUCUUGGAGAAGGCGGGCGAGAAGAAGCCGCCACCCAGCACACCUGCUGACCGCCUGGAGGAGCACCCGCAGCCCCCGGCAGCCCAACCUGUGGAGCGUUUUCCAGAGCCUGUCGAGUCCAAGGAAUCUCUACCCUUGGCGGGGCCCAAAGCAGACUCCCAAGAGCUCUUGCCCGAAAAACCAGCCUCUCCUCUUGCUGAAGUGGGCCAGCCCAAGGGAGCACCUAUUCAGCCUGUGGAGCUGCCCCAAGAAAAGACCCCUCAGGAACCUGCAGGUCUCCCUCCUGCUCAAGUCAGGCAAACUAACCAAGCCAGUGACCACCGCAGGUCUGGCAGAGCCAAGCCUCCCCAUGUUCCUGUGGCAGACGCCCCAGAGUCCCUUCUGGCAGGUCUCCCAGCCCAGAAAAGCCACAGCCAAGGAGAAGACCCCUUUUCCAGAGCAGAGUGUGGCUAUGCUGCUGGGACGUCUCCACGGAGCAAGGCCCCUCAUCGGAAGGCAGCCGUGGAGGCCCAAAGGGAUACCUUGCAAGAGAGCUGGGAUCUGGAGGCUUCAGCUGCCUUUAAGAAGAGGAAGAAGAAACCCAAGCAAAAGAGGAGCCAGCAGCCGAGGGGUGUGGAGACCGGGGAGGAGAACCCUGAAAGGCUGAAGACUCCCCCGUGUGCUGCCGGACCCCAGAAGUCAGAGGUCCCCCUUGCUGAGUCCCAAGAGAGUGCCAAGGAGGCCAGAAGCCCCUCCAUGGAAGUCCUUUCGAAAGAUACGUCUAAGCUUGGAAUAGAGUGGCAACUCCCAGAUGCUCAGAGCACUGCAAAAGGAGAGUUGACCUUGCCGGCUGAAAACCCUUUUAAACUUGCCUUGGAUGCAAAAGCGGGAGAACUUGGCCAAGUGGAAGCAAUCAGUAAGGACAGCUUGAAAUUGCAGUCUAAAAGCAGAAGGAAGGAGCCAUCAGAGGCGCAGCCGAAGCACUGCGUUGAGCAGAAGAAGCAAGGAAGCCCCACUUGGCCACCGGCACAGGCCAGCCCUGCAGAAACGAGCCUUUGGGGGGCCGGUGGGAAACCGGAGGGCCAGCCUCCCAAGCAUGUGGGCUUUGAUGUGUCUUCUUUGGAGGCCAAGCCGGCUCUGGGCAAGGAGGGUGAGGUUGCUCCUACAAAGCCUGCCGUUCCCGCUGAGAAAGUGGUGCCGGAGGGCCCCACUGCGAAUGGGGCCUUGGUGGAAGAGAAGCCCAAGCAACCAGAGAGUGGUGGGGAGUGUGAAAGGCCUGGCGAGGAAGUAAGGGCUGUUGAGGCAAGUCAAGCAAAGAGGUGCUCGGCUCAAAAAGAGGACAGGGGCCCCGAUGCCCUGGGGCCAAGUUGCUCUACAGAGCUCCCAUCAGGAGACGCAAAGGGGAGUGGUCCAGCAAAACCGGGAAAGUUUGCUCUUGGUCCAGCAGAAGCUCCCUUUUUCUUGGAGGCAGAUGCCGCGGAGAGACUCGACAGUCCGAAAGGGCGCUUCCCUGAGGCCAGGAAGGGAGCUGCUUCCGGUUCUUCCAAAGAGCCAGCUGGGGCCGCUCCCAGGGUGGGGAGCGACCAGCCCAAAAAGAGGGGCAGCGACGGGAAAAGCAAGAGAGCGAAGAAUUCCUCGGAGCGGCUGCCACCGCAGCUCUUUGCCUCCGAGGACCGGAGCGAUUUGAGCGAGGCUCCGGGCGGAAGUGGCUUUGCUGCCAAAGGCACCGAGGUGAGCUCCUCUGGCGUGAUGGAGAGUCAAACUACUCUUGGCUCUGCAGGGGCAGGAGAGAAAUCAAAGAAAGGGAGCAGCAAUGGGAAGAGCAGGAAAGCGGCUGCGGAGAGGAGCUCCUUUGGGGCGCCAUUUUUCCUGGAAGCAGAAGAGCAUCCAGGCCGUCUUCCCACCCAAGUGGGCAAGGUUGAGCAAACUCAAGAGGAGGGUGACUUCUUAGCUGCCAGCCAGCUGCUGGAAGUGGCAGCAGAUACAGCAAAGCUGCAGGCUCUUGCUACAGCGUCCCUGAUGGAGAAGCCAAAGGAGGUUUCCACCAGUAAGAGCGAAUGGGUUGACUUCCCUUCCUCAGCAUACCCUUUUAUCUUGGAUGCGCCAGUCAAGGGGACGGAGGGUCCCGCUGCUCACAAGAGAGCGGCCCCCAGAAAGGGAGCUGGCCUGUCUGAUCAAGGCAGGGGGCCUAGUUUCACCACUUUAGAGGACCCCACCGCCACAGACCCCAGCUUGCCCUUGCAAACCAGCAAACCGAAAAAGAGGACCAGUGACGGGAGGAGCAAGAAAUCUGGGAAAAGUCCUUCAGAGCAGCCAUUCCUCCCUGAAACCAUGGCUGCAAACAAGCCCCCCAGGAAGGCCGAUGCCACUGAAGAGAUGGGGUCUGCCGACAACGGCCCAGUGCCUGGUGGUACCCCCUUGCUGGAGCAACUAGACAGGAGCCAGGCACAGCUUCCUGCUGGCGGAAAGCUGGUGGAAGGGAAGGGAAAUGUGGACUCAAGCUCAGCUACGAAAAUUGGUGGCAGUGACCAGCUACCCGCUUCUGAUCGGAAAACGAGCACAGCAAAGCCGGAGGUGCUGGCUCAAACCAAAGAGAUGCCUUCCACUGAGGAAGGGGAAGACGCCCGCCGGGAGCAUCUUGUGGAGGAUAGAACAUGCGCACUGCCCAUGCUCCCUUUGCGUGCUCCCCCUGCAGAACUGGCUGCAGAAGAGCAGAAGAAGCCGGACACCAAAGAGCAAAGCCCUCAAGUUGGUAGUGUGUUGCAGGCAAAGCCAGGGAUAGCUGGGCCAGCAGUUGUCCUUGAGAAGGCGGGUAAAAUGGAGGAUUCCCUCUCUCCAAAUAAAGGCCAAGGAAAAGGACUAGACCCUCUCUUGAAGGAUGCAAAAGCUGUAGGCCCAGUUGCAGCUGUGCCGCUUGGAGAUACAAUGGCUAGAGGAGCUGAGGAGGGGAGGAAUAGGAAGAGCAGGUCUAGUGAGGAGCAUCCCUUUCUUUGGGGGGCCAAGACGGAAGCAGACGCGCUUCUUGGGGCUGAGAUGGAGGAGAAGCCCAAAGAGCACUCUUCCGCUAGCAGCAGCAGCAGCAGCAAGGAGGCGAGAGGUGAUGGAGGCUCAGAUCUGGCACAUAGGCAGGAACCCCACACAAAGCCUGCCAAGAAGGGCAGUGAUGGGAAAAGCAAAAGGGCAGGUGUUGUUCUUGAGCAGGCCAAGGCAGAUGCAAGCCCAGGGCAGCGUCCCAAGGGGGCCGGGUUGGAGUACACGGUAGGAGAAAUGGGGCUGGUAGAUGAGAACAGAAAUAUCAGAAGCCUUCCUCCAGGGCAUCCACUGUUCUGGGAAGAAAACACUAUGAGUUUAUUUGGCCCCUUUGCUUCGUCUGGUGCUGGUGGCCCAGGCGAAGCCUUUCCCCAAAGUCAAGGGAUUGGGUGCCCCUUUCUGGAACACGUGGGCAAGUUUGCAGGAGAGCUAAGUAAGGAGCACCUGCCUCCGGAGAUGCUGCAAGACGCCAGUAAGAGUGACCGGAGGGGACAGCAUGAGCUGCAGGAGAACUUAGCCAAGCUAGAAGGCAGAGAGGCCAUGAUAGAGGCUUCACUUUUGGUGAAAGCAGGCGAUGAAACCAGAGAGAAGAGGAAGAAAAGCAAACGGCCCCCCUCGGAAAGCCUGGCUGGAAAGAACGGCAAAGCACGGAAAGAUCAGCUGCUGAGUCCUGUUCUAGCAGAGGAUGGAGGAGCGCACCUCCUGGACAAAACCCAGGGCUCUGGGCCUGGCUCCUUAGAAUUGGCAGUGGCGGAGGAGCAGAAGGUGUUGGCUUCGGUGCCAGCUGAUGGGGAAGGCGGAAGUGACUCUGGCCGAGAAAGCAGCCUCCCUGCUGCCGAAUGUCCUACCCUUGGGGAGAACAAGGCGGGGGAGGCAGCACUCCAGGCUCCAACAACAGUGCUGGUUGGCAGUGCGGAGCAGGCAGGGGUGGCUGGAAGCGGAAAAGAGGCUCGGCGGGAGAUCUCCGAAUGUCUGGAGAGUUUAGGAAGUCAGGCUGGGGCAGAUAAGGCCCCGGAGGAUGCCCACACGCAGGAAGUGGCUUCUGCCAGUGCAGCUGAAGACCCCCCCUGUGAGCAUCCGGGACAGGGUGGUGCGGAUGAGCCCAAGCUCGGCCCACCAGUGCAGGCAGCCGGCGAGGAGGAGGAGGUGGCGGCGGCAAGCCUGUCCAAGACGCUGCCCGGAGUGCCGGACACGCUGCGUGUCGGGACUGAAGGCGGCGGACGUGUCGAGCUGGUUCGGCAGGCAGCUGCGGAGUGUGUCGACCAAGGAGCAAGGGCGGCCAAGAGAGAGGGGAGAGCCAGAGCUCCCGAGCAGAUCAAGGGCUACAUGAGACCCACCAAGUCACGAGGGCUCCCUCCUCCUCCUCCUCUUCCUCCUCCAGAGCCGGGCCGGAGGCGGCCAGCCAAGCCGGACGGCCCGACCCUACCAAGGCAAGACAGAGUAAAACCAGAAGAGAUCAAGCCAGUUGCAGAGGUUGGAACCGUGAAUGACGUCGCAGCCCCUCUCAGCAAGGAGCUCCCGCCAAGCCCCGAGAAGAAAACCAAGCCUUCAGCCUCCGCUCCGGCGGCAAAACCUGCGGCGGCUGCUGCUGCUGCUGCAGCGAAAACCAAGCCUGCGCCCUCCACCGCUGCCCCCACCAAGCGGCCGGCUUCCACGACGCCCGGCCCAAACAAAAAAGCCACCAGCCCCACGGCAGGUCCCCCCAAACGCCCAGCAGCCAGCACCACGCGACCCUCCACCUUAACUCCUAAGGACUCCAAGCCAAAGGGGGCAGAUGCAAAGAGCCCGGACAAGCGAGCCUCUCCUUCGAAGCCACCCUCGGCUACCACCCCUCGGCCCGGCGUGAGAAGCAGCCCGGCUACCCCACGGCCCUCGACCGCGCUGACAAGUACAAACGCGUCCAGCCCGAGGAGCUCAGCCACUUCCCCACCCAAGAGGCCCUCAACCAUCAAGACAGACGCAAAGCCCACUGAUGCCAAGAAAACCACUGCGAAAUCGCCAUCAGCCGACUUGAGCCGCCCAAAGAGUGCCCCCGCCUCCACCACUGCCAAAAGCAGUGCCACCACUCCGACGGCUGCUUCUCCCGCCCUACCUGGAGCUGCUGCUAGCCGGCCCAAGCCCAAGCCAGCUGCACCCAAACUCUCCGGGACGGCGAGCAUGACUGCCGACUCGAAGAAGGCCUCCACACUGAAAGCGGCACCCAAAACCAGCCCCGUCCCCAAGCCCCCGCGGCCCACAACCAGUGUCUCUGCACCCGACCUGAAGAACGUCCGCUCAAAGAUUGGGUCCACGGAUAACAUCAAGCACCAACCUGGUGGAGGAAAGGCAAAAGUAGAGAGAAAGGCAGAGUCGGCUGGGGCGGCCCGAAAGCCUGAGCCCAAUGCAGUCUCUAAACUGGCCACCACUAAAACAGCUGUUUCAAAAGAGGGGGCCCCAAAGCAGCCCAAUGGGAAAGUCCAGAUAGUCUCCAAAAAAGCCAACUACAGCCACAUCCAGUCCAAGUGUGGGUCCAAGGACAAUAUUAAGCAUGUCCCUGGAGGUGGGAAUGUUCCCAAUGCCCAAAGACCUUCUUCGGGCAGCCACCCCCAGCCGUCCACCGUCCCCAAGCCCGGCCUGGGCGGUACCCAUGUGCAGAUCCAGAACAAGAAGAUUGAUCUUUCGAAAGUGGCCUCCAAGUGUGGCUCAAAGACGAACAUCAAGCAUAAGCCAGGAGGCGGAGAUGUGCGGAUCGAAAACCAGAAGCUGAACUUCAAGGACAAAGCCCAGGCGAAAGUGGGCUCCCUGGACAACGUGGGGCACGUACCGGCUGGGGGCAUCGUGAAGAUUGAGUCCCACAAGCUGACGUUCCGUGAGAAGGCCAAGGCCCGCACGGACCACGGCGCGGACCCCGUCGCCUCCAACCCCCCCGUCUUCUCUGGCAGCACCUCCCCUCGACGUAGCACCUCCGUCAGCGAGAGCCUCAGCUCUGUUGCCGCCGCCUCUUUGCUGCCGCCGCCGCCGCCGCCGCCACCAUCGCCACCACCACUGCCACGGCAGGCUCCCCGCGCGGAAGAGACCUCUGCCUCCCUUUCUCAGCAAGGCUUGUGACUCUGCCCCCCUGCCCUCCCGCUUGCCUCCUGCCCCACACACAAAGCUUGUCUCCCUUAACCUGGAGCCCAGCUUUGGGCCAGGGAGUGUGCGGGGAGUGACCAGCCCCGCCGGGUGUCACUCACUCUCGAGAGCACGCUGGGCCUCGGCCCACCCUGGCGAAGAGCGGCGCCUCCUCUGGGGGCCUCCGGUGCAGACAGGGCCCCCCAGCGCCGGCUGCCUGCCUGUUUUCCUGUGGGGAGGGGCCCCGAGGGCGAUGGCAAGCGUCCCGGUGCCCCCAGGUGCUUCUGGGCUGGCUGUGUGGAGCGGGCUGCUGUGUGCCACCCUUGGCGGAGCCUGAGGCCGGGUGGGAGUUAACGGGGGUGAGCUUUGCUGUCUUCCCCGCCCCCCCCCCCCCCGCCUCCCGCUUAAUGCUGGUGGCUUUGAUUCUCACACAUACUUCAUGUUCUUCGGGAACUCCUCCCUGCUUUAACUCUCUGCCUCCUUUUUAUUUUAUUUUUCCCCCCUCCGUCUCUCAUUGUGAUAAAGGUGUUGCUGAUUUAAUGUUGUGCUUAUCGCAGGCUCAUGCUUCCCCCCCCCCCACCGCCUCUCCCUCCCUCCCCGCCUCUUGCCGUAGGAGAAUUAAUUAAGAGAACCAUUAACCGCUUCCGCCAUGCUGCUGGCUUCAUAUUGACAUAUCCUGCCAUUUUAACUGUGUUCUUUUUAUUAUUAUUUUUCUCUUUGUGUGGUGUUUAUUUUGUGUGUGUGUUAAAACAAUUUUAUUUUAUUUUGAAAUGAUGGAGCAAAAUUACAUUAAGCCGUGUUGAUUAAAGCUAUAAGGAUGUGUUAUUUGGGGAGGGGAGGUGCCUCUACUUGCAAACGUACCAGGCUGCCCAGGGGGCCCCAUAACUGACGGCCGCAAGUGGCUCUUUCUCCAGUAGGGUCUGUGAAAUGGAUCCGGCCAGCGUUUCCCGGGCCCCUCUCUUCCUGGCUCUUGUCACGGCUGCUGUGGGGUCAGCCAGGGGAAGGGGGCGGUGGUUAGGUGAACCUUCCUUCCUUCCUUGCUGUGGAUUGGGCUCUGGGAUGUGCAGGUUGCUGUUGAAGCGGACGUGGGAUGGGGUGUGCUCCACAAGUUACACGGUCGAAGGCAGAGAAGCCGUCUGGAGGGGAGGGCCGUGGGCCACUUGAGGGUCACUUGAAAGUGCGCGAGGGUCCGAAGGCAGAGUCUGUGUGGCUGGCUGGCUGGCUGAGCGUGAUGUGUCAAGGAGAGGAAGAGGGCGUACGCUCAGCCCCGGAGAGGAAGUCCUUGCUUUUCCCCCCUGAGGGGCGAGGUCAGGAGCGGGGGGAGAUGAUUAGGGUUUGAAACUCCUUAUUUCGUGUUGCAAAUGACACUAAAGAAUGAAAUGUAAAUAAAACUUUAAAAAUCGUGUGGUGUGAGAGUCGUGGGGAACUUUUAACUUAAAUCUGAAAAACCAAACUGCAGGGAACAAAGCGGGGGGGUGGGGGUGGGGGGGUGGUCUGCAGGCAAACUUCUGUUUGGGGCUAGGGAGAGAGUGGAGGGGUGGCAGGACGGCGGCAGGAGUGGGGGGCUGGAAAGGCACGGCCGCCCCCUGGCCUCUCCCUCCGGUCAGGAUGCUUCUCAGUGACACAGUCACCCAGGGUCUGCACUCACACAGACACACACGCGCGCAUGCGUGCGUGCGUAUUGCACUUGUGGUUUUUUAUAUAAUAAAAGUUUGCAUGAUUUCUAAUAAAAUGGCUUUUUAAACUGUAACAGGAUUUUUUUUUAAUUUUCUUUUAUUUUUUGCAUCAAAGUGGUCCGCUCAAUCACAUACUCGCAUCUUCCUCCUCGGAGGAUUACGAAUUUUUCACAGGGCCGUUGCGCCUAGAAAGGGGCCGUUAUAUAUAUCUGUGCCACCCCGCCCUGCGUCUCAGCCUUGUUCCUUCCGAGCCUCCUCCUUGCCCUGUCCGUGUUGCAAACCUGCUGAGGAUCAGCCCGCUCACAGCUGCCCAGUUGGCCCUCUUGGUUCUGCUCUCCUCUCCGGGGGACCACGGGGCGUGCAUUGCUGUUCAUCUCCCUCGAGCGCUUCACCCAUCUCCCAGCAUCCUCUGCGUCCCAUUCCAACUCCUCUCCCCCCCCCCACCCGCCUGUCCUGACAUUUUCUGCAGCUCAGGAGCUCAGUUUGGCAGUCCAAGCCCAAUCAUGCGGCCAAGUAAGCGGGGGUGGGCUUUUGGUGCCAUUAAUGGCGGUGGAAUGGGAGGCCCGCUCUGACCCACGUUGCCACACAGCCCAGUGGGAAAUCCUCCGGUGCGAGCCCCUUUCCCAGGAAUGGCUGGGCGCUCAUCUUCAUGUGAAUGAGGCUUGAACCAGAGAACUUCCCACUGGAUUAAGACUCUGUGUUCGACUUUGCGUCUGGCCCAGCUGGACCCGACAGCGGCUUCUUGGAGUCACGGCUGACCUCUUUGGGGGAAAGUCUACAGAGUGGAGCGCAGAGUCUUGGGAGCCGUCAGAGGCGGCUGCCUCUUGCAUGUGGACGUUCUCCCCACCCGCCCGCCCCCGCCUGCUUGUGAGUCUCCUGCAUGUCUCUCCCCCACUCGGAUGUAUAUCACUGCCUCGCCACGGAUGCUGCUGUCCUCCUUGUCACACUCUGCCCACCACCAGCUUUGAUCUUCCAGUCUGCCACCCUCACCCCUGGCUCAAAGGGGGGAGGGAUUUCGUCUAGGCACCCCCUCUAAAGGGGGGACUUGUUCCUGAAGCAAUAAUGCAAGCCUGGGCUCUGAAAUGGGGACCUCCCAGGCCACUGUAGAAGAGCAAGUGUGCCUCAUGCCCUCCGUGGGGAGGCGAAGACCCAUGUCCUGUGUGGGUCACAGACCACUUGGGGCCAAGAGUCUCCACUUCUCUUGCAGGAAAGAGUACAGAGAAGCCGCGUAGAGAUGGUGGGCACCCAACGCCACCGUCUUGGGCUCCCUUUCUUCCUGCCCCCCAAACUUAGAAGGGGAUCCUGGAGAGUGAAAACUUGGCUGGGUUUCUAGGUUUGGAUCGUAUCACUCCAGGCCACAGAGCCUGAGCGAGGGCUUGUUCUCGUGGUCUGUCAGCUGGGGACUUUCAGCAGAAAGUCAAAUAACAUUGCACUUUAUCUCCUGGGAUUGCAAAAAACAAAACAAAAACCCCAAACAAAAAUAUGGUUGAAAUGUCUCAGUUCCCAAGCCAUGGGGGUGGGGGGGUGGGCUGCUGAUGGGACAGCAGUGCAGGGGGGUCCCUUCUCUCUGCACCUGGUCCCAGCUGGAUGACCCACUGUGUGUGCGUGUGCUUCUCUGCCACGCACCCACAAGCAUGCGUCGUGCCUGUGUUCUCGCCUUAGGCCCAGAGGCACUUAGGAGAUGGUUGGGGGGUGUUUUUUUAAUCCCCAGCUUUGGUUUUUAAUGAGGAUUUUUAACAAUGCAAUUUUCGAUUUGGAAGUGGCUUGUAAAUACUGCAAUUUGGGGAAGGGUCCUAAGCCCAGGGUAGGCCCCCUCCCCCCUUGUUUGGAGGAACAGAAGCAAAUGCUGGUGGGCGGGGGGGGGGGUUGUCUGCUCUGGCGAUCUCACGUAGUGUUGGCCAGGGCUGCACAACUUUGGCCCUGCAGCUGCUUUCAACUACAAGCCCCAUCACCCAUUCCCUAGCCACCAUGGGAUGGUGGGAUUUGUCGUCCAGUGUCGGCAGGAAGGGUAAAGUUCUGCAUCCCUGGCAUAGGCUGAAAAGGACAGAGAGGCGGAGUGGUGGAAAUGGGGUUUGGAUCAGAUGGACCUUAGCUGCAACUGAAGGAGAGACCACUUUGGGUGGUAGGUUGUGGGUGCCGGAGUGGAAGAUGGGUGGAACUGAGCCAUGGUGCACAUGCUCCUGUGGAGCUCCUGCGUAUUUCAGUGUAGCUUGUGCAAGAGAACUAUGUGGGUUGUGCGCUAUAUGUAUUUAGCAUGCAUGGGGGUUGCCAUCUGACCUCUCGGCCUUGUCAGCCAAGCAUCCCAGUGUGGGUCGAGGGAGCAGCUUCUAGAGUAGCCAUUUUCUGCUUGAAAUGGAAGACUACAAUGGCUCGCUUCGGUGCCGCUGGGCCUGAGGGGAGAAAGCAGAGGGAUCCCUACCUACAUAUACAUGAUGGUUGUGUGAAUUGUGUCUGGUCAGGUUAGCAAACUGUCUAUGGCCAGGGGAUUCAAUUCAGCCUUGUGGCUGGAGAUGAUGGGAGUUGGAGUCCAACAUCAUCAGGGGACUGAAGCUUGUGAACCCUUUGCUUUAUGGGCUGUGUAGCCUUCUCUCCAGUGACUGGAGUUCCACAGAAUGUUGAGGUUUUAUCUGUUGGGAAGGUCUUCAAUGUUAGGCAUUCUUCCCUACAGAUCGGAGAUGACCAGACUCUGGUGGCAGUGGUGGUGAGGGUGAUAGCAGGGCUGCUCAAACUCAGGUCCCCAGGUGGUGUUGGACUACAUAUCCCAUCAUCCCCAGCCACAGUGGCCAAAGGCCAUGAUAGGAGUUGUAGUCCAAACGUCUGAGGACCUGAGUUUGAGAACCCCUGGACUAUAGGAAUUAACAAGGCUUGGUUGCACACCUUGGUGAUCAGUUCAUUGUGGACGUGAGGACCGGCUUGGCUAUUACAGUGCCAAUGUUUAAUCUGUGUCCCAGAGCACCGUGGGGCACCCCAUACAGUGUUGAGCGAUGAGAAGACUGGUGAUGGCAGACCAGUUUUCCCGCAAGGCUGCUUGCCCGCCAUGAACCCUCUUCCGCGGCCACCUUGAAAAGACCUGGGGUGUGUUAGGCUCCAGGGGCCAGGCCCUUUGUGGGCUCUGCUCGUGCACCCGAGGACAUGCAGCAGCAGGCCCUGCAGUGGGGGCAGAGGUUCUGGGGCAGAUGUGCCCGGAGGAGCCCGUCUGGGAAGGAAGCCAGUUUGGCAUUGCAGCCUUAGAGUACUGAGCGGCCAUAGCUCGCUGUAUCAGACCGAACUCGCUCGGCUGGAGGGAGAUGGACGUGCCCGUCCUAGCUGGAGAUGAGCCCCUUUCUUGGGGGGCAUGGUGAGCGCAAAGGAGUCCAGGGCACAGAUGGGGGUACCCACAAGUGAAGUGGGCUGCUUCUGGGGAGCAGGAGGGGUUCCCCUCCAGUGGAGGCAUGGAGCGUUCCUGUGCAUUGGGGAAACAACUCCCAAGGUCUUCCCUGGGCUUGCAGUAGCUGCUGGGGGGUGGAACAUGUUGGUGAGAGGAAGCCGGCGGUGUGCUGGCGGUGCUGUGAGGAGCGAUGGAGUCUCACAGCGGACACUCGGGUCUGUCUUGUGGGGCGCGCUCUUUUCAGCGGGAGCCGUGGGGCCCCGAGUGGCUUCUGUGCCAUCUCGUCACAUAUCAGUGGUACGCACAGUAGAAGGGCGGGGAAGGUGUUCCUGCUGCUCCGGAGAAAGCGCCUGAAUGGGAGGCCUGGAGAGGCCGUCUGGGCUUCUCGCCAACCUGCCUCUGUCCCUGCGGGGGCUGGGCUGCAGUCUUGGCUUCUCUGUCCCACCAGGUGGUUUUGGGUUGGCAGGAUGGGUGAAGACGGUCCUGGGGCUUCAAAGGCAGGCAGAGGGGGGUCUCCACCCAAGGAGUGAGCUCAGUUUCCCAGCUUGCAUUAGAAAUCCUUACCAGCUUUGUCUUGUCUGCCUUUGGGGGGGGGGGCUGAGUUUAAAAGAGGCAAGUUGUGCAUUAAUAUGUGCAUACGUCCUCCCUCCAGCUUAAUCCAAAAAGCAACAAAAACAUGUUAAAAACAACUGCAAAAUGCCUUAGAGGCAGGAAUGUGUGUUGGUGAUGGCAUGGUUAUGGAUCAGUGGGGCCCUUCACAACCCGCUUUUCCAUAUUCAAGCCGGACCGCUACAAACAUAUACAGGGCUGGUUUUUCUGAGCUCAUCCCGGGAGUGAGAAAUGCUUGUUUUCAUUGUCGUGGAGGGGCCGUUGCCUUCCACCACUCUUAAAAUGUUGCUCCUAUCUUCACCCUGAAUGUGGUUGCGUCAUUUUGCUGUAGAGUAGCAUGCAAGUGGCACCCUAAACUCGUGUGGAUAGUGUCAUGUGGGCAGCUGCCAGAUCUUGAAGCACAGCUCCAUGUGGAUCAAGGUUCUGUCUUUUCUUCCCAUCCUAACAGUGUAGCAGGCAGAACGCAGGAAAGGAAGAGCUCCCAACAUUUUGAUCAGGGUGACCUUGCUGGCAUAAACCAUCUCUUGCCGCACGGAUGUCUUUGGAGAGAUUGGGGGGCAGGGGGGCACCUUUUGGACCCCGAUGCAGCACAGCUGUUUGGUGGGUGAAAUGUCUUGAGCUCCCACCUCUCUGCCUUAUUUGUAGCAUUUUCCUGUGACUUCUGGGAUAGUGGCAGAACCAUGAGUGGUUGUCAGUGCUCAGCUGGCUGGAGAACUGGGGGUUUCUUCGUAAUUGAGGGGAAAUUCUCCUCCUUGGGGUGGGCUGUCCACCUGGUUGGCAUGUCUCUUGAAGGAGCACAGAAGAACUUGAGAGAGCAGGAAUCGCUGCACGUGAGGCUUCCAUCAUUGGCCUUUUGCAGUCCAGGGUGGGGGUUAAUCUUGAGUCCCUCCUCCUCCAGUCCCUUGGACCCAAAGCCCAACAGUUGGCUCCAGCCCAUUGAGUGCUGCUUGGCUCUGGAGAAAAGGCACAGAAAGGAGCAUGGCAGAGGGCAGGAGCUGGCAAAAUGGCAGGCAGGACAUGGCACUUUCGGGGGCCUGCCGUUUCUGGGCAGUUUGAGCACUUGACCUGUCCCCCCUCAGCCUGGAUGAAUGAGAACUGGCAGGGAGGUGAUGUGGCCGCCUGCAUGGCACCGACAAGGACUUUUGUGUCUGUGGAGUUCCUGGUGGUGGCCAUCGGGAUCUCCAGAGGCGUCUUGCAUGGCUCCUCUGGUGCUGAGUGGGGCUCCGUCCCCAGAGGGGGGCACCAAGUGAAGCCAUUUGUGGCAGUGACUGAGCGCUGAAUUGUGCAGGUUCAUAGCCUAGCAGGGGUGGUGCUGGUUUGGGGUGGGGGGGGGGAGAGAAAUGCAUGGUUAGUUGGGGCUGGGACACAGGAGAGGCGAUCGGACGAACUAGUCCAGGUGGGAGCUCAGAGCCCCCCUGUCACUGCCAAGGGGGCUGGUUCUUGAGCCGUCUGCUUCUGCCUUUGUACCUCCCUCUCCUGUGCUUGGACUUGUAAUAGUAUGACUGUCUCCGUUGGCAACAUUUCCGAAUUUGAUGUUGUGAUUCUUCCUACUUAUUGUAAAGGGUUUAAAUAAAGCUUCUAGAUGUUCAACCUUG